Menidia menidia (Atlantic silverside) is the source of this 3195-nucleotide messenger RNA. Lineage: Eukaryota; Metazoa; Chordata; Actinopteri; Atheriniformes; Atherinopsidae. The record is from the annotation of a GenBank genome assembly.
UCGUUUUUACUUCCCUACAAAUCGAAGGCACAAAAACAAGACGACGCGACAGAUCCUAUACCGACGGAAGUUUUUUCGAGCGCGUCGCACUGGAGGGGAGGAAGCGAUGGCAGUCCCGGUGAAAACAGCGCUGGCCGUCCUGGUUCUCACCGUGGCAACUGCCUUGUGUGCGGAGGUGGAGGAGCGGCUAGUGAAUCACCUAUUGUCACCGGAGCGUUACAACAAGCUUAUCAGACCAGCGGUUAACAACAGCCAGCAGGUCACCAUUUACAUCCUGGUGUCUCUGGCCCAGCUGAUCAAUGUGGGAUGGAACGACUACAGAUUAACAUGGGAUCCUGAUGAGUAUGAGGGAAUAAAAAAGAUUCGACUCCCGUCACAACACAUCUGGCUGCCAGACAUCGUCCUCUAUAACAAGUAUGAUGAUUACAUCACAGAAAUACUGCAUAGGGACAAAGGCAAUGCCGAUGGGACAUAUGAAGUGUCCUUCUACUCCAAUGCUGUGGUCUCCAACAACGGUGAAGUCGCCUGGCUUCCACCAGCAAUCUACAAAUCAGCCUGCAAAAUUGAAGUGCGGGACUUUCCCUUCGACCAACAGAACUGCACCCUCAAGUUUCGCUCUUGGACGUACGACCACACAGAGAUUGAUCUCAUCCUGCUCAGUGAUUAUGCCUCACGUGAUGACUUCAAACCCAGCGGUGAGUGGGAUAUUGUUUCGCUCCCUGGACGCAAGAAUGAAGACCCUAAUGACAUCAGAUACCUGGACAUCACCUAUGACUUCAUUAUCAGGAGAAAACCUCUGUUCUACACCAUCAACCUGAUCAUUCCCUGCAUCCUCAUCACAUCGCUAGCUAUACUGGUGUUCUACCUGCCGUCAGACUGUGGUGAGAAGAUGACCCUUUGCAUCUCCGUCCUCCUGGCCCUGACUGUGUUUUUGCUCCUUAUCUCCAAGAUAGUGCCACCAACAUCUCUAGCAGUGCCUCUGAUUGGAAAGUACUUGAUGUUUACGAUGGUGCUAGUCACCUUUUCCAUCGUCACAAGUGUUUGCGUUCUCAAUGUGCACCAUCGCUCCCCCAGCACGCACACCAUGCCGCCCUGGGUGAAGCGUGUCUUCCUGUACCGGCUCCCCUCUUUCCUCUUCAUGCGGCGACCAGGAAGCUCCAACAUCCGAGAACGAUUCCGGAAAAAAACCCAAAAACAGAAGUUAGCAGACCAGAGGCUGUGUGGAGCCGAAGGUGGGAUCGGAAGUACAUCGGGAAUUGCAGAUUCCUCGUCAUCGUUCUAUGUCAACGAGGAGUCAGCCAAACGCUACGGCUGGAGGAUCAGUGACUUGCCAGAAAACACAGAGUUCAGAAGGAGGAUGACUCUGAAGGGCAGCAUUAAUGUGGAGGAUGCAGUGGAUGGAGUGCGAUACAUUGCUGAGAAGAUGAAGAGUGAGGAUGAUGAUGAGGGGAUCAUUGAAGACUGGAAAUAUGUGGCCAUGGUGAUCGACCGUCUCUUCUUGUGGAUCUUUGUUUUUGUGUGUGUGGUCGGUACGCUGGGCCUCUUCAUGCAGCCGCUUUUCCAGAGUUAUAACACCCCCAUUGUCGAUGACACGGAGAAUAACUGAAACCUGAAUCCUGAACUUUGAUUUUCAUGUGGCUUAGAUAUUUGCUUUUACUCUUCUCCUAAAAUUCAGCUCUGGUAACGAAUUUAACAUGUGAAACUCACACGUCCACCACUCGCCGCAGUCCAACCAGGAAAUGACACUUGAGCCCUCUCCCACCGGUUACUCUUUUACGAUGGUCCACUCUCCUCUUCCUAUAUGUGACCUGCCUUCAAGGUGCCAGGGUCAGGUGCCAGUUUAUUUCCUUACCUAACAUUCAAAUGUUAGGCAAGAACAGUGAAGUGUAAUCCCUAAAAACAGAAAUAGAAUAGACCACAAAACACACGUUUUUGCUUUGUUGUCAUUAUCAAAGGAAACCAAAUACCAAGUAACCAAUAACCAAAUUCUGUUUAACGUAAUGCAGAAAGGAGAUUGGAACUGUUGUUUAUAAAUAUUACGUUUUCUCUCAAAAUUCUUAACUUUUUGAAAGACUAAAAUGAAACAGCACUGUAAAAGGAGUACAUUUAAAUUACAUCAGAUUAACCCUUAUCACUGUUCAGAAGAGUUUACCUGGCCAAGAAAAACUCAGGAUUAGAUUUUAGAACGGAUUUUCUUAAAAAGUACUGCUCUUUUCUACCAUCCUAUUAAAUCAUAAUCAUGUUAAUGGAACAGAAUUGGGGCCAGCACUGUCAUUAAAUAAUACCUCAUUUGGUCUAAAUUAACUGGCAGACAGGGCCCUGAAAUGAAAAGAUUAUUCUAUGAUGUUCACAUUUCCGAUGCACCCUUAAAGAGAAUAAGAUUAAUCCUUUCUGUUUAAAUGCACAACAGAUCACUCCUCUUGUGUCUUUUUAACCAAUAGCACAUUUACUGUAUACAUUCGUAGGAUUUGCCUUUAGAAUGAGACGAGAAGGGAUGCAGAACUCGUGGCUGCUCAACAGAUUUGUCUUAGAUUUUCCCCAACUUAUUUUAAUGCUCACACAACUCACUGUGCAGAGUGAUCAAAUCUAUUUAAAUACUAUUUUUAUUAAUAAACUGCUGUUGCAAUUUUAAACGGAGAGAUGUUACGAUGAUGUUACAAAUGACUGAAGUGACCGUAAAGCCGUUGUGUUUCAACAUGUUUCUCUUAAGUUUCCCUUUUUCUGUCGGAGAAGUCUCCCGGCAUCCACCCACCUCCUGUCCAUCACAGAGGAAACCAGCAGUGAUCAUAAUUAACUGAAUUUCAUACACAUCAUCCUGGUGUGUAUGAUUCAAACAGCCCAUCUCUCCACUGACAUUAUGUUCUGUCACACUGUGUGCUCAGUCAUUAGAGUCUGCUCUGUGAGAAAUUACUCCAGUAUAUAUCCAGCUAAUCAUUUCUAAGGGGGAUAAGAACUUGUCACUGUGAUACUGCACAUGUCUGUCACUGCUGCUAACGCUAACGGGCUAAACGUUGCCUGUACUGAUGCAGCUAUAUUAUUUUCUUUCAUCAUUGUGUUAUGAGUGGAUUUUGGACUGAAACAGGGCCUCUCUUUUUCCUCCCACUGGUCGGUCAUGCGUCCAUUGUUUUAUUGUUCAGGAAAGUAUUGUGAUAGGAACCUGAUGUCUUGCAUAAAUUGAUCAAUAAAGGAAAAUGA